Molecule: messenger RNA, 1059 nt
Organism: Rhodotorula toruloides NP11
Lineage: Eukaryota; Fungi; Basidiomycota; Microbotryomycetes; Sporidiobolales; Sporidiobolaceae
Product: oxaloacetate carrier
Exons: 8
Coding region: 1-1059 (352 amino acids)
Source: RefSeq, a predicted model, not a curated record
AUGGCACAGGCAGCGACGCAGACGCCGGCACAACCACCCAUCCAGCUGACCGCAGCCGGUUUCGUGUCUGGCGCACUCGCAGCAUGCACGGCCGUCACGAUUACGAACCCGAUGGAGGUCGCCAAGACACGGCUGCAGCUCGACGGUGAAUUGCAAGGACGCGCGCACAUCAAGCUCGCGCCUGCGGUUGCCGGAUCAGGCGCGGCAGCAGCUGGGAUUCCCGAGGUUCAUGCGAGCGUCAAGGCUGGGCCGAGCGGGAGGGUGUACACGAGCGCGCUGGAUUGCAUGCAGAAGACCUGGAGGUUCGAGGGCUUGCGGGGAAUCCAGCGGGGAUUGGGAGCGGCGUACGCAUACCAGGUCGCACUCAACGGCUCGCGGUUAGGGUUCUUCGAGCCGUUCCGACACGCGAUCAACUCUGUAGCGGGUUACGAGCAAAACUCGGUUCACGCAUGGACGAGUUUGUUGGCGGGUGCAAGUUCCGGCGUUGUUGGAGCGAUCCUCGGCAACCCCCUCUUCCUCGUCAAAGCGCGCAUGCAAGCCUACUCGCCCUUCAACCCCGUCGGCGCACAACACCACUACACCAGCGCGUUCAACGGACUCGCCAGCAUCGUGCGAAAAGAAGGCGUCAAGGGUCUCGCGCGCGGAGUCGAUGCAGCCAUGUUGAGGACCGCGAUGGGGUCGAGCGUGCAGUUGCCGGCGUACAAUUUGGCCAAGACGACGCUGAAUGGGUGGGGGAUGGGGGACAAUGUCGGAGUGUACUUGCUGAGCAGUACGUUCAGCGGGAUGUGCGUGUGCGCGGUCAUGCAGCCGGCGGACACGGCCUUGACGCGGAUGUACAACCAGUCGCCCAACUCGGUCGGGCCCGACGGCAAGCCUCGAGGGCUACUCUACAAGAACCCCAUCGACUGCCUCUGGAAGACGUGGAGGACCGAGGGCUUCGCUGGACUAUACAAGGGAACGAUCGCACCGCACACGGUCGUUACGCUGGUGACGAACGAGAUGAUUUCGCGGCAGUGGACGGCGUGGAAGCGUGCGCGGACGGCAGUUGCGCGGGAUUGA